AUGACGAAAAAAGAGCUCCCAUUCUUCAGAAACUGGACUAGAGAAAUAAAAAAGACGCCAACACCACAAACACUCUUAGUGCCGAGGACUCAGUCGCCUCCCCCACCUCACUUACUCAUUCGAUCAAACUUUACGUCGCCACUUCAGGGCACAAGAAGAAAAGACUCUGUCUGUGGUGAGUGCAUGUUACCAUGCUAG
Molecule: messenger RNA, 198 nt
Organism: Colletotrichum abscissum
Lineage: Eukaryota; Fungi; Ascomycota; Sordariomycetes; Glomerellales; Glomerellaceae
Exons: 1
Coding region: 1-198 (65 amino acids)
Source: RefSeq, a predicted model, not a curated record